AUGUUUGAAAGUUCAGUUGAUUCAGAAUUCAAAGGACCCAUUCCACCUUUAUUAAGUAGUAGAGUUGGAUUUCAGGAAGGAGAUCUUUAACAAAAUAGCUCUUGCAGUUUAAAUUAAGCAAUACCAUUACCUUUGAUAAGGUAAAAAACUUUAGGAGUCAAGAAAUCUGAAUAUUAAUCUGCUUAUGAUAAUGAAGAAAUUUAAUAUGGAUCUAAACCUUAAUUUUUGAAAACAAUUAUUGCAAAGAGUUUAUAGAGUAACUUCAUAAACAAUCUAUGGAAUAGAUCGUAUUUGAGAAAAUUAAAUCAAUUAAGUCCAUUUUAAAUUUAAUAAUUGGACGAUCUAUAGAUUUCAAGUGAUGGAAAUGAAUAAAGUAGAGGAUAUCAAUUAUGGAUUUUAGUGGAUGUAUUUACACCAUAUAGUAAAUUUAUUGCAUUUUGGGAUGCAUUUCAAAUUAUUACAUAUUUACUUAUUUUCUUUUGGUUACCAUAUAAAAUAUCAUUUGAAAUUUAUCAUAUAAGUGAAUUAUUUUCAGAAACCAAAAGUGCAAUUAUUGAAUAUAUGCUUAUGAUAAUAAUGGCUUUGGAUAUAGGAGUUGGUAUGAAUUUAGCUUUUAUUGAAAAAGGACAAAUAAUAAAGGACAGAAAAAGAAUAAUGUUAAACUAUUUUAAUAAGAAUGCAUUUGUCGAUUUAGUAAAAUUUUAUAUAUAUUUAUGUGGUUUCUUUUUUUACUGUGACAGUCCAAUUUUUUGUACCUAAUCUUAGUUCCAAAGAUUAAACAAUGAUCUUGAUUUAAACAAUCUUAUGUGUUGUAUUUUAUAUAUUGAGGAUAACCAAAAUAAACAAGAUUCUAGCUUAAAUUUAAGAGUAUAUUUAUAUAUAUAUUAUAUUUAGGUUUUUUAAUCUAAGUGGGUAUCUAAAUGA
Paramecium primaurelia is the source of this 924-nucleotide messenger RNA. NCBI's taxonomy places the organism in Eukaryota, Ciliophora, Oligohymenophorea, Peniculida, Parameciidae. The record is from the annotation of a GenBank genome assembly.